AUGCAGUCCGUUGCUCACUCGCUCGUCGCUGUCUUGCUAUGCACGGCGUCCGCGGCCAGCGCAGUCCGUGUCGUGGCCAACUCCACGCUCGGCUCAGACCCGCAGACCGUAAACCGUCUCAAUGGCGAGUCCUUCCAGCAGGACGCGCUCGUCACUUUCAACGGCUACCAGUAUGCCGCAUUUUGGACCACAGACGCCGCUAACGCGUCCGUACGCCAUCCAUCUCUCUCGCGCCAGACACUCUCCGCCUCUGUCAAUGCAUCGGAUCCCACCUGGGAGACGUUCACCUUUACGGACUAUAACCAGACAGAAGACGAUGGCCAUGAUAUAAUUUCCCUCGGUGUCGCCCCGAGUGACGGCACUGUACAUCUUAGCUUCGAUCACCACGACAACGUGCUCAAGUACCGUGCCUCCAAAGCUCGCACGGCCACAGACCCUGCCUCGACGCCUUGGUCCGCCGACCUCUUCGGUGCUACGCUCGACUACCUCCCCGGUACCGAAUCGCUCAACAAAACAACUUACUUUGGCUCCGUUACCUACCCACGCUUCCUGCGCUCCUCGUCUUCUGCUUCAGCAAGCUUCCUUUUCGAGCUGCGUAUUGGCCGCUCGGGACUCGGCGAUGACUGGCUGUACGAGUACGAUGGUGGUGGAAACUGGACGCUCGUAGGCAAGUACCUGGAGGGAGUGAAUAACAAUGCGUACAUUAAUGGCCUCGAUUUUGAUCACAAGGGGAACUUGGUCACGACCUGGACAUACCGCGACUACGUGAACGACACCGGCAAAAAUGUCGCCGUCCAGGCAGGGCCAAACGGCCCCGAGAACAACCACGACAUGGACUUCGCGACGAGCCCCGAUCUCGGGCGCACCUGGCUCAACACCUGGGGCCAGCCGAUCGCGAACACGACCGCUGGGCGCCCCAUCUUGCCUGGCUCGGCGGGCAUCACGGUGUUCAGUAUCCCGAAGUACGGAGGGAUUCUGAACCAGGAGGCACAGACGGUGGAUGAGGAGGGACGCGUGCAUGUGUUGAACCGCGAGAAUACGACGGGGACCGAACAAUGGUACCACUACUGGCGCAGCACGACCUCCCACUGGACGCGCACGCCCCUCCCGCUCACCCUCUCCAGCGCCAACGCCUCCCAGGCGCUCCUCAAUCCCAACAUCACCCGCACCCCAACCGUGAUCGGCAAGCGCGGCAAGCUCGCCGCGCUCUCGACCUCUCUCUUCGCGCUCCUCCCCUCCAACGCGCCCAACUCGACCGCGCUCUCCGUCCUCCGCAGCACCGCCGCGGGGCACUUCCGCAACUGGCAGGUCGUGUGGGAGGCCGCGAGCGGAUCGCGCGCGGAGGUGCUGUACGAUCGGUACCGCCUUGCCGCGGACGGGGUGCUCAGUCUGUUUUUGGUGGACGGGGUGGAGCUGCGGGUGGUCGAUCUGGAGUUGGAGCUGUGA
Messenger RNA from Heterobasidion irregulare TC 32-1, 1446 nucleotides. It is a transcript of the gene lep1, whose product is annotated as lignin expressed protein lep1. Bases 1 to 1446 code for a protein of 481 amino acids. The transcript is spliced from 10 exons. Lineage: Eukaryota; Fungi; Basidiomycota; Agaricomycetes; Russulales; Bondarzewiaceae. The record is from RefSeq and is a predicted model, not a curated record.